Molecule: messenger RNA, 2232 nt
Organism: Menidia menidia (Atlantic silverside)
Lineage: Eukaryota; Metazoa; Chordata; Actinopteri; Atheriniformes; Atherinopsidae
Source: the annotation of a GenBank genome assembly
AUGCAGUGGACCCCUGAGCACACACAAUGGGCAGAACAACACUUUGACAUCUCAUCCACUACCCGCUCGCCGGCUCACAAAGUGGAAGCCUACCGGGGGCACUUACAGCGAACAUACCAGUAUGCGUGGGCAAAUGAUGACAUCUCUGCACUGACUGCCUCCAAUCUGCUCAAGAAAUAUGCAGAGAAGUACUCCGGGAUCUUAGAGGGCCCAAAUGAAAGAGCCCUGCUGUGCUCCUACUCCGAUAACACCACCACUGGACUCAUGAAUGGACGAAAGUCAGAGAAUGAGGCCUGGCAGGAAGGGAUUUACUCGAUGAACUGUGCUCCAGAUGUUAUAUCUGUGAGCAAAGCUGGGAUGACAGCUGCCCUACCCCCUACAGAUGCGUCGGCUAGCAUAGGCAGUUCCCCGGGGGUAGCCAGCAGCUUGUCUGAGCCCAGCUAUUCCAGCAGUAACUGUGGGAGUCACCCAGCCACCACUCUUCACUCGGGCCUCCCCUCUCAGGAAUACACUGCCAGCUACAGUGGCUCCUAUCUUCAUUCUAGCUACAGCAGCCAGAAUACCCCUGCCCUUCCCUCUCCACACCCCUCUCCUUUGCACAGUGCUGGGUUGUUACAACCCCCUCCCCCGCCGCCUCCCCCUGCUUUAGUGCCGAGCUACAAUGCUGGUUCUCCAAACUUGCCCAACUACAAUUAUCCUCCAACAGGGUAUGCCUCACAGACUGCUGUGGGUCCUGGUUAUAGCCCUGGGGGAGCACCCCCUCCCUCUGCUUACCUCCCAUCUGGUAUUGCAGCCCCUACACCAAUACCUUCCUCCACACUACCUGGCUACACCUACCAGUCCCAUAAUCAUACACCUAUUGCACCUACUCCUUUGAAUGGCAGCACAUCCAACUCAUUAAAACGAAAAGCUUUCUACAUGAGUGGCCAUGGAGAAAUGGACUCAAACUAUGGUAAUUUCAACUACAGCCAACAACGCUCCACACAUAGUCCAAUGUACUUAGUAGCAGACGGCAAUGCGUCAGACUCAAACAGGAGCAGUGGUUUUGAAAGAAGUAGUGAAGCAUCGUCUUUAGGUUUUAAGCCAAACAAACAACCAAUGUCCUCUGACCAGCCAAGAAAAUUUAAGUUGCAUCCUGGAAGAGCACUAACUCCACCAUCCUAUGGAUCAACCAAAAGCUCUGCGGGGGAUCUCAGAACUGGUGAGCCCUACCGCAAGUUUGGCUCUCCCAUCAUGAGCGAGCAAACCGAAGAGCACAGACAGCACCUGUCCCACUCCCUUACAGGGCCUGAAACUGCUAUGGCUACCUCGUCCAUCCAUGCUGCAGAAGAACAGCUGAAGAACAGUGAUUCCAACCUGGUAGAGAUGGUGACCACAGAAAUCCUUCAGCAAGGUUCUCCUGUGGACUGGAGUGACAUUGCCGGUUUGGAUAUGGCCAAAGCAGCAAUUAAAGAGGAGAUACUAUGGCCUAUUUUAAGGCCUGAUAUGUUUAAUGGACUUGCCACAUUACCUCGUAGCCUCCUUUUGUUUGGACCUCAGGGAACUGGUAGAUCAAUGCUGGCACGCUGCAUGGCCAGUCAGCUGGGAGCUGCUUUUUUACGACUGAGCAGCUCAGCAUUGGUGACCAAGUGGCUAGGGGAAGGAGACAAGAUCAUUAAGGCUUCUUUUCUUGUUGCUCGCUGUCGCCAACCAGCAGUCAUCUUCAUCAGUGAUGUGGAUCUGCUGUUGUCAGCCCAGCUUAGUGAGGAGAGUCCGGUGAAUCACCUGAAAGCAGAGCUCCUCAUACAGCUCGACAGCACUCUGACGUCUGCUGAGGACCAUGUUCUUGUGGUCUGCUCUACCAGUAAGCCUCAAGAGAUCCCUGAGAGCCUACGGAGAUACUUUACAAAGCGGUUGCUCAUUCCCUUGCCUGAUGGAACAGCACGCCAUCAGAUAAUCAGCCAACUGCUCUCAAUGCACAACUACUGUCUCAGUGACAAAGAAAUGUCACUGCUGGUUCAAAGGACAGAGGGAUUUGCUGGACUGGAUGUGGCCCAGUUAUGCCAAGAGGCACUAGUUGGUCCCCUUCAUGGCAUGCCUGGUGCUGACCUGUCAAACAUUCAUCCGGGUCAGAUGAGACCAGUCUCUUACCAAGACUUUGACAAUGUAUUUUGCAAGUUCCAGUCCAGCAUAUCACAGAAAGAGCUUGACAUGUACACAGAGUGGAAUAAAAUGUUUGGCUGUAGUCAAUGA